Molecule: messenger RNA, 2457 nt
Organism: Megalobrama amblycephala (Wuchang bream)
Lineage: Eukaryota; Metazoa; Chordata; Actinopteri; Cypriniformes; Xenocyprididae
Product: protein FAM133-like
Exons: 13
Coding region: 115-1383 (422 amino acids)
Source: RefSeq, a predicted model, not a curated record
UUUACCACAAAACAAAAACAUUUACAUCUUCUUCAUGACUUAUCUGGGUCACGCUCCCAAAUUGACUCACUCACACGCUCUCCUCAACAGGAUGAAAAGAAGAAAAAGAAGAAAAUGAAAAUCAGCGAGACGGCAGAGCCGGUGAUUCUAGAAGAAGCAGGUCUGGAGGGACACGCUGAAUUAACUCUUGCUGGAGACGAGGAGAAGAAAAAGACGAAAGACAAAUUUCCCCAGGAUUCAACUGACAGUGAGAAUGAUAAAAAGAAGAAGAAAAAGAAAAAGAAGAACAAGAAGAAGAAAAAAAUGAAGAAGAAGAAGAGGAAGAAGAAGAGAAAGCAUUCCAGCUCAUCUUCCUCCUCUGAAAGCUCAUCUUCCUCAUCAGACAGUGAGGAUGAUCACAAGAAAAAGAAGAAGAAGAAGAAGAAGAAAAAGAAGACUAAAAAGAAGAUGAAGGAUUCAAGCAGUUCUUCCUCUGACAGCUCCAGUGAAGAUGAAGAGAAGACGAAAAAGAAGAAGAAGAAGAAGGACAAAAAGAAGAAAAAGAAGAAGAAGGAAUGUAGUUCGGACAGUGAGGAUGAGGAGAAGAAGAAGAAAAAACACAAGGAAAAGAAGGAUAAAGAUUCCAGCUCCUCUUCAUCAUCCGACAGUGAUGAUGACAUGAAGAAGAAGAAGAAAAAGAAGAAGAAGAAGAAAGUUUCAUCAUCGUCAUCAUCAGACAGCUCUUCUUCAUCCUCUGACAGUGAAGAUGACAAAAAGAAGAAGAAGAAGAAAAAGAAAAAGAAAAAGAAAGUGAAGGAUUCAUCUUCAUCUUCGAGUAGCUCUUCAUCAUCAUCUGACAGUGAGGAUGACAAAAAGAAGAAAAAGAAAAAGAAGAAGAAAAAGAAGAAGAAGAAGAAGAAAAAGAAAGUAAAGGAUUCAUCUUCAUCAUCAUCUGACAGUGAGGAUGACAAAAAGAAGAAAAAGAAGAAGAAGAAGAAGAAAAAGAAGAAGAAAGUGAAGGAAUCAUCUUCGUCAUCAAGUAGCUCCUCAUCCUCAUCUUCUGACAGUCAUGAUGAGAAGAAGAAGAAGAAGAAGAAGAAAAAGAAGAAACAUAAGAAAGGGAAAAAUAAGAUGAAAGCAAAAGCGGAUGAUAAGGAUGGAGAGAACACCUCGCCGAAGACUGAAGGAGAAUCUGGGGGUUUGGAGUCUCUCAGCACGACAGAUUACAGUCGUGAUUCUCAGGUUUCUCCAUCUCCGGUUGCCUCCAGCUUGCCUUCUGAUCAUCUGAGCGAAGCCUCACAGAAGAGCAGCAGCGCCACCCGCAGGCCUCUGACCGCCAUGGAGAGCCUGAUGGGACAUCCUCAGAGAAACACACUGGAGACCAGCAGAUACAACACACCUUAAGGGCCCUAGAAACGCUUACAAAAAAGUACCAUGACAGUACCAUGUUUUAUUGGACUUAUUCUGAUUAUGUAUUUUUGAAGGCCAACCCGUAUGUUAGCAUCACUCUGGUUCCUUUGACAAUGCCCAAUAGGAAUUUUCCAUUGGCUUUUGGAUUAUAGCAGAAAAUAAGCUCUGUGACCAACAAAAAUCUGUUUUCUGAUAGACUGUAUUGCCUUCAAACCCUUAAAACUUUAAGCUUUAAAACUAUUUUAAACUUCUAACUACUUCAAAUAAUUGAAAACCUUCAAACUUCAAGCUUUUAAAACUUUUUUAAACUUCCUGGUCAUGCUUUCUCAAGCCAAUGUUAAAGUUUGUCUUCAUGAACUUUUUUCAUAAUUUGAUGAGCUUCUUUGAUGAAUAUUCACAAAAUAUAAUAUAAUAUAAGAUAAUAUAAAAUUGCAGGUAUAAAUUAGCAUUUAUAUCUGCAAUUUUCGCUAUUACCUAAAUUAGAUAUUUCUUAAAAGCACUGAUUAUUUACUUGAAUAAGAAAAAAAAAAAUUACCAAUUGAUACCAUCACUGUGCCAUGGUACUACCACAGUACUUUUUUGUCAUGGUGUUAGGAAGAUGUUAAGACAUUAAUGCAUAUGAUCAGUUAAAAUUUGGGCUUUGAAAAUAUGUGAAAUUCUAUGUUUAGAAGUCAUUAAUUAUGUGGUUUUUAUGAGAUAGAUGCAGCACUUAAAUACAUCUGAUAUUUUAACCCAACAGCUGUAUCUUGCUUGCUUGCAAUUUAAAGUUACCAAAAAAAAAUAAUAACAUGCCAACAUUAAUUCUGAAUUAAGAGUCAAAGAACGAUUUGAUUGUGAAUGGUACUAUUUAAAUAUAUUAAAAGCUUGUAAACAAAAAUAUACAGUUCAUCUAAAAAUGGUGUUUUGUGUCAUUCUGUACAAUAAUAAUCUACCUGAGAGAGUUUGUGGAGCAGAAAAUUAAAUGAAAACCACACCUGGAUACUUUACAUCUCGGGCUGCUAGUAAGUUAACUGGUGUAACUUUACAAAAAGGUCUCAUUUGUUAACAUUAAUAAAUAUAUCAGCUAAA